Messenger RNA from Soboliphyme baturini, 1746 nucleotides. NCBI's taxonomy places the organism in Eukaryota, Metazoa, Nematoda, Enoplea, Dioctophymatida, Soboliphymatidae. The record is from the annotation of a GenBank genome assembly.
AUGUCAGACAUCUUGCUGAUCCAAAUUGACAAGGUAUACAAACGAUGGCAAGAGUUAAAGCUUAUGCUUAAUAGAUUUCAUAUCCAUCCGCCAUUUUUCCAUUUUUCCAUUAUUUUAGAAUAUAAAGCAGAUGAAGAAGUUGGAUGCUAUGCCGACGGAUCAAAGACUCAUUUGCUUAAGAACGUGGUUCAAGAGUUCAAUUCAACUAACGGCGUUGAGCAGUGUGUGGCGUUCUGUUUUCGCGUCGGACAAGAACUGGCAGGCUUGAAAGGCGGUAAUCGGUGUUUUUGCGGCAAAAGGUCAGAUCUACAUAAGGUAAAAGCCGUCCAGCCCAGACAUUGCCGCUUUUAUCGUUGCCCGUCUAACGAUACUGGAGGCUGCGGCUCAGAACAGCAUAUGCGGAUAUUCGACACUGGAUACCAAAGUACGUUGAUCUACGUACCUCCCGGAAUGAAGUCUGUGAACAACAUAAAAAUCGCGUUUUUGUUACAGUUGAAUGGCCGAAACGUCGGUCAAGUGCGAAGGAUGAUAAACAUGAUAUAUCGGCGGCGGCAUCUUUACUACGUUCACGUCGACGUUGUAAAUUACAUGUACAACGAAAUGCUGAAGCUUGAAGACAGAUUUAAAGCCAGCGGAAAUUUCAAAAUCAAACGGCGAAGAUUUCAUACAAUCUGGGGCGGAGCUUCUAUGCUCGACAUGAUUAUGGACAGUGUGGAGGAGCUACUGAAGAUGGACCAUAAGUGGAUGUACCUCAUUAACCUCAGUGAAUCAGAUAUGCCGCUGCUACCAAUGGAAGAGUUGGAAGCUUUUCUUUCGGCAUACAACGGCACAAAUUUUUUGCGAAGUCACGGGCGCAAGGGAAGCGAGACUUUUAUUAUGAAGCAGGGUUUAAAUCAGCUAUUCGUUCAAUGCGAAGGUCGAAUGUGGCGGCUGGGCGAGCGAGAGCUACCUCACGGAAUUUUCGUCUCCGGCGGUUCAGACUGGUUCGGACUUCACAGGAACUUUUUGACUUUUGCUACGAAUAAAAGCAGCAGCUUUGUAAACGGUCUCCGACAGUUUUUUCGUUACGCUUUGUUGCCAGCGGAGUCGUUUUUCCACGUGUUGGUUUUCAACAGUCAAUUUUGCAACACGAUGAGUAACAUAAACUUGAAGCUGACUAACUGGUUGAGGUCUCGCGGCUGCAAAUGUCAGUAUAAAGACGUCGUCGACUGGUGUGGAUGCAGUCCAAACGUAUUUUUGGUUCAAGAUUUCUGGAAGCUGUCGCCUGCCGUCGCCCGACAACGGCUGUUCUUUUUUGCACGUAAAUUCGACUCCGUCAUCGAUACAGCCAUAAUCACUAAAGUCGAACAGGGCGUUCUGAACAGCAGAGAGUAUGAAGCUCCAAAAUAUCAGUGGAUAAACUAUUUUCACCACGUGGAUCGAAAGCCGUCGAAGUUAUCUACUCUGGUGUUCAUGCAACAGGUGGCUCAGAAUGCUACCUCCGCGCUGCUCACGUCCAUAAACGAUGCUAAUUUGACUUGUAAAGUGGAUAAGCUGCUGGAAUUGAAUACGUUUUAUCUGCUAACAAAGCUAAAAGGCUUGUUGCUAUUGUUUUCAGUCGUCUGCAAUGGUGAGGUUGCCGAUGAACCCCUUACGUGGAUUAGCGAAGCUUACGUCGAGCCACAGUAUCAUUCGCAGGUGUUUCCUACCGACAAUCUGGGAAGAAAAUUAGAAUCCGUACAAGUAAACUUUUGUAGCAGAUUUUAA